Molecule: messenger RNA, 2777 nt
Organism: Malania oleifera
Lineage: Eukaryota; Viridiplantae; Streptophyta; Magnoliopsida; Santalales; Ximeniaceae
Product: cation/calcium exchanger 1-like
Exons: 1
Coding region: 567-2369 (600 amino acids)
Biological process (GO): transmembrane transport; monoatomic cation transport
Cellular component (GO): membrane
Molecular function (GO): monoatomic cation transmembrane transporter activity
Source: RefSeq, a predicted model, not a curated record
GUGUGGAAUAGAGUCUCAACUCUUAAACGUCAGUUUUUUUUUUUAGGUUGUUGUUGUUGGGAAGUCUUUGCACAUAUCUCUCCAUCCAGAAGUUUGAAACAGUCUUCUCUGUUUACAUCUGAUAAAUUGUUCUCUCUUAUCCUCUGUCCCUCUCUCAUUGGGGGGGGUUGAGGGGUGUUUAUCCAAGUCUCUUGGGUACUACUGGGGUAAUUGCUUCUUCGUCAUAACUGAGGCAGUUCUAUUCUUAAAAAGGAAAUGGAAGGUAUAGCUGGACAAAGUGACAAAAGUGCUACAUGUAUAACAUGACGAACUUCUUAGUGCCCACCAUUACUUAUAAUUUCCAUAAAUCCAAGAAAGAAGUAUCAUCUUCCUCCUCCCCCCCCCCCCCCCUCACCCCCGCGGGUAACUUAGUAAUUAUUCUGAAUGUAUUUUUAUAUUUUUUCCUCAUACUACAUUCCUAAGCAAAGACUUUGUGGUUCAUUCCUUCUUCGCUAAGAUCAAAUAUUAAAACUAUGGACUGCCUCUAGCUAGCUUCUUCCCACUUUCCUUAUUCAAUACCUGGCUAGAUGGCAAGCUUAUUCAGAUCCCAAGGUCAAUAUCUCCCUCUCUUCCUCAACAUAUCCUUCCUUUUCCUCCUCUCCUUCUGCCUUACCGCCCAUCUCCACACACCCAAUUCUAAUUUUCUCACUCAUCAUUACAGAGGACCCAAAUCCAAUACCAUAGUCACCCCAGCCUCCAUCUCCGAUACUGAUUCUGGAUGCCAGGGACUUCACAAACACCACAAUAAUAAGGCCAAGUGUGCCUAUAUUAGAUCCCACAGUGGAUGCCAAUCCACAGGCUACAUAUCCUAUCUUCAAGUCUUCUAUUGUAGCUGCGGCCCCAUACUUGGCUACACCAUAUCCAUACUAUGGCUUAUACUGCUAUUCUACUUGCUGGGCAACACAGCUGCUGUCUACUUCUGUUCUUCACUGGAGGGCAUGUCAAGAGUCUUGAAACUUUCUCCUGCCCUUGCAGGGGUCACCCUCCUUUCCCUGGGCAAUGGUGCGCCGGACCUCUUCUCUAGUAUUGUCUCCUUCAUGGGCAACGACACCGAGGAAGUCGGCCUGAAUAGCAUUUUGGGAGGUGCAUUCUUUGUGUCCACAAUUGUUGUUGGAAUUAUAAGCAUUUGUGUCGACCAUCGCCAAGUAUCGGUCGAUAAGUCCAGCUUCAGAAGAGAUGUUCUCUUCUUCCUCUUCUCCCUCUCUUGCCUACUCGUAAUCAUCAUUCUUGGAAAGAUCAAUCUGUGGGGUGCCAUCGGUUUCCUUUCCUUGUAUUUCAUAUAUGUCUUCAUGGCUUCUGCCUCUGAUUUAUGCAGCAACCAGAGCAGAGGCAGCACUGGUGACAUUGUUUUGCCUAUAAGUAAGAACUUAAAUGGGCAUGAUCAUGAAGCACAAACAUCGCUUACUUUGGAAGCUCCUUUGUUGGGUUAUGCGCAAGAUGGGAAGCUCAUUUUAGUGGAAAGUGGAAAUCUUCGAGUUGGCGAAGGGAAACCGAGAACAUGGUGCUUCAAUCCUGAAUCUUCGACUGGGUACUUCCUCAGAAAAUGCUUGUUCCUUUUAGAGCUGCCACUUUACUUGCCAAGAAGGUUGACCAUACCAGUUGUUUCAGAUGAGGAAUGGUCCAAGCCGUUUGCAGUCAUGUCUGUCACCUUGGGUCCUCUUCUACUGGCUGUUCUUUCCAAUUCUUAUUUUCCAAAGUCAAGCAUGCUGAUUUACGCAAUUGGCAGUUCGGUUGGUGUUAUACUCGGGGUUCUUGCAUUUCUCACUACUGAAAGCCCCAACCCACCAAGGAGAUGGUUGUUCCCUUGGCUUGCAGCAGGGUUUCUAAUGAGUAUCACUUGGACAUAUAUUCUUGCUGAAGAAUUGAUUUCUCUGCUGGUUUCCUUGGGUCUGAUAUCAGGAAUAAGUCCUUCCAUACUAGGCCUGACUGUCCUUGCUUGGGGCAACUCUCUUGGGGACUUGGUUUCCAACAUCACAAUGGCUAAAACCGGUGGGUCUGAGGGAACCCAAGUGGCCAUUUCAGGUUGCUAUGCAGGGCCUCUGUUCAACACACUGGUUGGCUUGGGCUUGUCACUUGUUUUCUCAACUUGGUCUGUGUACCCAUCCUCUUAUGCCAUCCCUAGGGACCCCUACAUCUAUGUGACUAUGGGAUUUCUAAUGGGUGGCUUGCUUUUUGCAUUUAUCAUCUUGCCUAAGAAAAAUAUGAGGCUUGAUAGGUUCUUAGGAUUGGGACUGCUGGCCAUAUAUUUGUGCUUUCUGUCUCUGAGGAUAACUAGGGCGGCUUCAGGCAUGCUAUCGUUUCCUGAGUCCCCUACUUUCUUUAGACACUAAUGAAGAAGGGAUAGUUAUACAAGCACAUCUGAGGGCGAGCCUAAGUGUGUUACAUCCAAACUAGAAGGCCUGGGGUUCAAAUCUCAAGAACAGUCUCCUCAAACGUUUAAGGUAAGCCUGCGUAAUCAUGCUCUUCUUAGACCUCCAGCGACAAAGGAGCCUCGUGCACCAUAUGUUACACAAACUUAAUUAAGCACCUUAUUUUUAUGUGUAUAUGUAAAUUUCAGAUGCAGCUAGCCAUCUACUUGAUCCAAUGUUAAUGUUAAGGCAUUGUUGAGGCAUAUCACAAUUGAGGCAUUGUCUCUUAUUGUUGGUGUAGUUUCAUUGUCAGUUGACUUUUACAAGGCCUUUGGUUCAGGCAAAUUAUUAAAAAAAAAAAAAAAAUACAUGGAUUAUAUUAGAUUUCAA